This is a messenger RNA of Symbiodinium pilosum, 888 nucleotides long. NCBI's taxonomy places the organism in Eukaryota, Dinophyceae, Suessiales, Symbiodiniaceae. The record is from the annotation of a GenBank genome assembly.
AUGGCGGGAAUCCAGAGUGCCGCCGGCCAUGCUACAAUUGUGGAGCCCGUGGAGUACAACACGCGUGAUCUGAUCAUCUACGCUCUUGGCAUCGGCAGCGACGACCUUCGAUACAUCUACGAGAAGCAUGCGGACUUCGCCGCGUUUCCAACCUACCCUGUGGCUUUGUAUUACAAAGGCGUCUCCUACGAUGCUCUGCCCUUUCCUUCGCCAAUCUUGGCAGCCUUCCCGAACCCGCGCAUGCAAAAUGCGCGGGGGCCCCUUGACGCGGGGAUCACCUUGGAGCGUCUGGCAGAGCUGCCGAAACAAGGAGCCCGCCUGAAGUUGGCUGGAGGAGUUGCCAGUGCUCACAAGAAGGGUAAGGGUGCUUUGGUUGAGCGGGUCUUUGACCUCGUUGACGACACAGGCAAGAUCUACUAUAAGUUCGUGGACGCAAGUUACGUCGUAGGCGCAGAAGGUUUCGAAGACUUUGGGCCAACUCUCACGAAGCCAGUAGUUGUCCCAUCCACUCCACCCAAGCACCGAGUGGAGACCAAGAUCGAUCCCCGAGCUGCUUGCAUUUAUCGUUUGUCCGGGGAUUACAACCCAUUGCAUGUGGAUCCUGACUUCGCCCGUUUGGCUGGCUUUGAUGCGCCGAUUCUUCACGGGAAAUGCACCUUUGGCCAUGCCACGCGUGCGCUUCUGGACACCUUGGUCGCGGGUGACCCCCGCAGAUUCCGCAGCUUGCAGCUUCGGCUGGUGUCACCUGUUUUCCCUGGCCAGACCUUGUUGACUGAAAUCUGGGAGGUUUCCGCAGAAGAUUUUCUAUUCCAAGUGUUGGUCAAGGAGACCGGCAAGAUCUGCAUCGGGAAUGGACGUCUCCAACUCACGCCAGCAAGCAAGAUGUAG